Messenger RNA from Musa acuminata subsp. malaccensis (wild Malaysian banana), 2371 nucleotides. RefSeq names its product putative pentatricopeptide repeat-containing protein At5g37570. Gene Ontology annotation, molecular function: protein binding. Lineage: Eukaryota; Viridiplantae; Streptophyta; Magnoliopsida; Zingiberales; Musaceae. The record is from RefSeq and is a predicted model, not a curated record.
AAGCCCGCCUAUGCCCAUCCCUCCUCUACUCUCCGCCCUAUGAGCGUGCUCCUCCGCAGCUUCUCCUCCACAGCCGCCGCCACUGCCGUUGCCGCCUCAAUAUUCAGCUCCUCCUCCUCGUCUUCCGCACUCUCCGUCGCGGCGCUCCUCAUCUCCUGCCGCUCCCUCCGCAGCCUCGAGCAGAUCCACGCCCGCAUCAUCCGCAAGGGCCUCGAGCAGCACCCGGUCCUUGCCACCCGCUUCCUUUCCUUCUGCGCCGCCUUCUCCGCCCCGGCCUACGCUUCGUCCGCCUUCGACCGUCUUUCCGCCCCCAACCUCAUCGUCUGGAAUGCCCUCCUUACCGCCCACGCUCGCCACUCUCCCCUUCCCACCACUGUCGCCCUAUUCAACCUCCUCCGCCGCCGCUCCCCCCUGCCUCCCGAUGCAUUCACCUUCCCUUCUCUCCUCUCAUCCUGUUCUCAUUCCGUGGCCCUUUCACUCGGCUCCUCUGUCCACGCCACCAUACUCCGCUGCGGCCUGGAGGCCGAUGUCUUCGUCCGGACGGCGCUCAUCGAUUUUUACGGCAAGUGCCGCGAGCUUGGCGCAGCGAGGAAGCUAUUUGAUUCCAUGCGACAUCGAAACGAGGUAUCUUGGACCGCAAUGAUCGUUGGUUACCUGAGUUCCGGCGAUCUGGCCUCCGCAAGAUCUCUUUUUGACGAAAUGCCGAAGAGAAACGUGGUAACUUGGAACGCCAUGAUCGAUGGAUACGUCAAGUCUGGGGAUUUGGUAAGUGCCCGCCAUUUUUUUGAUAAAAUGCCAGAGAGAAAUGCUGUCUCCUACACUUCGUUGAUUGAUGGUUAUGCCAAAGCUGGGGACUUGGCAUCGGCCAGGGUCUUGUUCGAGCAGUUGCCAGAACGGGAUGUGUUCUCAUGGUCAGCAAUGAUAUCAGGGUACGCUCAGAAUGGUCAGCCAGGCGCCGCCUUGAAGAUCUUUCUCGAGAUGUACAAUCAGAACAUCAAGCCUGACGAAUUUGUGGUGGUUGGGUUGAUGUCAGCAUGUUCCCAGUUGGGUAGCCUCACAUUGGCGAAAUGGGUGGACUUGUAUGUCACUCGGAGCUCGAUCGAUCUCAGCAAGGCCCAUGUCUUGGCUGCUUUGAUAGACAUGAACUCAAAGUGCGGCAACAUGGAAAGAGCUGCCAGUUUGUUUGAAUCAAUGCCGAACAAGGAUCUAAUCUCCUACUGUUCUCUGAUGCAAGGGUAUUCUCUCCAUGGUGCCGGAGACAAGGCUGUGGGGCUGUUCCGUCAGAUGCUUGAGGAAGGACUCAUGCCUGACAGUAUCACUUUCACAGUAGUCCUUGCAGCAUGCAGUCGUGCUGGGCUUGUCGAAGAAGGGAGACAGUAUUUUGACUUGAUGACGAAUGAACACCUGAUCGUUCCAUCUCCAGAUCAUUAUGCUUGCAUGGUGGAUCUUCUCGGACGGGCAGGGAGAUUAACAGAUGCCUAUGAGCUGAUCAGAUCAAUGCCUGUGGAGCCUCAUGCCGGAGCUUGGGGAGCAUUAUUAGGGGCUUGCAGACUCCAUGGUGAUAUAUCACUAGGAGAAACUAUUGCUCGAAAGCUCUUUGAAAUCGAGCCGACAAACGCAGGUAACUAUGUCUUGCUAUCAAAUAUCUAUGCGGUGGCAGAUCGGUGGGCAGAUGUAUCGGAGUUAAGGACUAUGAUGAGAGGAAAAGGGAUCAGGAAAGUGCCUGGUUAUACUUGGAUUUAGCCGUGAGACACAAUGUUCAUGGUAUCCAUUUGUUCUGGUACGGGAAUUUGCAGGACUUGGUCCAAGAAAAACUGGCGUGAGACCAGCAUUUGUGUGGCUUUGCAUGGAAUGCCUGAGCUCUUUGUGGCUGGGAAAACAAGCCUUAAUCUCCUUGUUCUGGUUACACGAAGAAUUCACUGUUGAAGGCUAAAAAAAAGCCGGCCAUGACAUGCUUCAGAACUAUCUAUUAAAAAUAUCAGCUCAGCUGACUAAUUUUGCUGAUCAUGAGAUCUUCCACAAAAGCACAUAUUGAAUGCAGGGUUUAUAAGUUCAUGCAGAUAAGGUCUCUGAAAUGGGUUGUCAUUGCUGCAUUGCUGAUGUAUGUUCACCUCAGCACUGGAAAAUGGUGGCUGCUUGAAUUCUGUCAGUUUAUGACUGAUACGUGAAGGUAUUGUAAUGUGAUAACAUUCUCGAGUUGGAUUUUGAGUACUGUAUUGGUUAAUUAGGAAAUAUUGUUCCUAAAAUGUACAAAGAGAUGUGAGCCUCUUACAAAAAAGUAAUGUAGCAGAUGAAUUGAUACACCCUUUUCAGGCGCCAAUGGGCAAAUUAAAUUCAUAUGGAAAAGUAUCCAUCACAACAUUGCACAUUC